AUGGCAGACGACAGGUAUUACCUAGGCAUUUCUGAAGGAGAUUUGCAAGCCGACCAAGAAUUGGUCAAUUGGAUUACAACUCUCGGGGGAGGGCUAAAUCCAGCUGUUGAAAUCCAUAGAGACGAUAAGCAAGGAUCAUGCCUUCGUGUCCGAAGCAACGAAGCUCUGGCUGCUUCAACAGUUGUGGCAAGAUGUCCAAUUUCUGCAACUAUGUCGAUAAUCAAUGUGAAGAAUUUGGAUCCCAAUCUUCCACCUCACGACUUCCACUAUUCUGAUAUAUUGUCUCAGAGAGUCAGGAAGUCCAUCAUUCUGGCAUUUUUCAUGGUGCAUGAACAGCUGAAGGGAAGGGACUCCCAUUGGUGGCCAUACCUGGCAACACUUCCAAGAGCUAGUGAAUUGACGUCUGCUCUCUUCUACCAAGAUAAUGAUCUUGAAUGGCUACAAGGUACCAACUUGUACCAAACCCACCAGGCAUACAGAAACGCAGUAAAAGAGGAGUAUGAUUCAGCAAUAUCCAUCUUACGAGAUGAAGGCUUUUUGGCUGUCGAAUCAUACAGAUGGGACAUCUUUUGUUGGGCAUAUACUCUAAUAGCUUCUCGUGCAUUCACAUCAAGAGUUCUGGAUGCGUAUUUCUCCAACCACCCAACUCUCAAACAGGACGAGGAGUUUCAGAUCAUGCUUCCUUUAGUUGAUUCUUCAAACCACAAGCCACUGGCAAAGAUUGAAUGGCGAGCAGAAGCCACCGAGAUAGGCCUGAAAGUCAUAGAGCCUACUUUUAGUGGAGAGGAAGUUCAUAAUAACUACGGAUCACUUAAUAAUCAGCAAUCAGUAAUGACGACGUAUGGAUUCUGUAUCGUUGAUAAUCCGUGUGAUUUCCGAGAUUUGAAUGUGAAUGCUCCUCCAGGGACCCCCCUGGCAAAUGCUCGUCAGUUUCGAUACCAAGAAUUUCACGAGCCUCACGGAAAAUCACUCGACAACAAAUGCUUCCUAUUUAACAUAUUCUAUCCCUUCUCCAGCGAAACAUCCACAGUAGAAGAACGCAUAUUUUCCCGGGAUUUGCUUGAUGCUCUCGGCUUGACCCGCCUAAAUACCCGGGAGUCUCAGAAUAUCGAGGUAACUGAAGAACGUACCUACGCAAAUUUCUACGAUUCAGGAUCUCGUGUUGUUCUCAAUGCAUUGUGUCAAGGCUCAAUCGAGCUGGCGUUUCGGAUUAUCAAAAUUGGACGUGGAGGUUACCUUCAGAAACAGCCAUCAAAUCAUAAACAGAAACUCGCCCAGACAUACCGAGAAACCGAGUGGCUAAUUUAUAUGACUGGCCUGGUAGUGUGUGAAUGGGCGAUUGCUCGAGCUAGGACAUCAGACUCUAAGGAAUUGGGCACAAUACUUGAAAAAUACCUUUCUUAUAUCCCAUCACCUACGGUUCUUGAGCGUCUUGACCAUGUUAUCAAGGGGUCUAAGUCCAUAGUCUGCCAGCCAGGUGAACUAUUUCUAGGGAUUGAGAUAUUAGAACUCUUGGAGUCAUCAGAUGUGAAGACGCUUGCCCAAGAAUUUAUCAACGGUAUAUCCAGCGCCGUUGACAGCCUUGUUGACCCUUCAGACCGACUUCUAAGCUCAAAUACUGUGACAUACAUACUAUUCCUCCUUAUUUGUCUUAGGGCAAGCAAGGCGGGUGUUGAUGUCUUAAAUUCUCCUGAGCCGUUUCACAAAACUCUAACAGAUGUCUUUUCUAGGCGUCUUGAUGAAUAUGUUGUUCAGCUUGUUGAUUGGUAUCCCUUGGACGAUAAGCAAACCCUCUUCGAAAAUAUGGAUGACGAAGUGGAAAAGGAGACAGCUGCAAUUUUUGAGGCAACAAAGGAGGAGAAAUCCCGACAAUCUUAUAAUCUUUUACUUGGGGCGUCUGAUGAAUGGCUAUCUGCAGAUGUACUGAGAUGGGCAGUAUAUGUGGUGCAGGAGGAGCAGCUUACGGUCCUAAGAAAUCCGUUAGAGAUGAUCUCAAGGGAACCUUCCGAUGGACCUGUUCACAUGGCCACUGAUAGUUAUUUCUACGUUCCACAGCUCCCUGCUAGCUAG
Trichophyton benhamiae CBS 112371 is the source of this 2070-nucleotide messenger RNA. RefSeq names its product SET domain protein. The record is from RefSeq and is a predicted model, not a curated record. Gene Ontology annotation, biological process: peptidyl-lysine monomethylation. Lineage: Eukaryota; Fungi; Ascomycota; Eurotiomycetes; Onygenales; Arthrodermataceae. Bases 1 to 2070 code for a protein of 689 amino acids. Gene Ontology annotation, molecular function: protein-lysine N-methyltransferase activity. The transcript has 4 exons.